GAGACGCAUGGUUAGGAAGGAACACCAUCCAAGGCUGCCCUGGGGCAAAAAGCUGGAGACCCUAUUUGAAAAAUAACUAAAGCAAAAAAGAUUGGGGAUAUGGUCAGUGGUAGAGCUCCUGCUAAAAAAAAAAAAGAGAGAGAGGGGAUGAGGGAAGAAAAGUUCAGUACUCAACAUCGCCUCUAGAUUGAGACAGUGGUUAAGUGGAAACAGUUAUUUUUCCUUGUAAUAUAUAUAUAACACUCAUUUUAAAAUUACUUUUUCCUAUUUUAGGCCUCAUGAAGAAAUAUCUUAGAGAUUUGUCAAACUUCUAAGCUAGCAAUUUUUACAACUUGGAGUUGUACCUCUUACCUACACAUUUUGGAAAUCAAAAUGGAAGCCUUCCAUAAAGUUUUAGAACAAUUAUAUAAGAAAGUACUUCUUGGAGCCACACUUGAAAACGACAGCCAUAAUUUCGUCUUUUACCUCACCCCAGCUCUUCCAGAUCCACACUUUUCUACAGCCUCCUCCUUAGGAGGAUUGAACACCACAGGUGUGCAGGGUAGCCAUAAGCCAUCCUCUGUUGAGGUGACUACUGUUCCUGACUCACUGCUGUGUGUGGAGAGAAGCUCUGAGCUGAGCUGUGUCCGGGAGGUGAAGCUCCUUCAGCUAACCGUGAUUAGGGUGAUGAUAACCAGGAUAUUGUCUGUGGAAACUGAGAGCCAUGCCAAGGAGAAAUACAGAGAUAUAAUUAAAAUCCUUCUACAGACAACUGAAGUCGAUUCUAAAUUGAUCUGCAUGUUCCAAAAUUCGGAUAAAUUGUUAUCUCACAUGGCUGCAAAGUGCCUCGCCCUGCUUCUCUAUUUCCAACUGAGAGAAAAGAUAACAUUAAGUAAUUCCUGGAUUGCUUUUUGCCAAAAACAUCUUUCUCAGUUCUCUGAGACUGGUGAAGUAGUGCAUUGCCUCUGGACUCUUACAGUUGUAAUAAAAGAAAUUAAAGAUACAUGCUCACAAAAAAUUGAAAUUCUAAAACAGUUCCUGAUUCCUUUUGACACUACUUUUGAAGUAUUCUACAAUUCCUUAUUUUCUCAGCAUUUUGAAAACUGUCAGAAUCCUUCUACUAUAAUAAACAGUUUGAUGUGUUUCCUGGAUUUACUUGAACUUCUCAUAGCCUCUAGAAUCUACCUGAAGUUUCAUUGUAAGAGCCAAAGGAUUUUAUUUUUGAAACCUUGUGUUCUAGACAUUCUUACCUGGCCUAUUGAGGCUUUUGUCAAAAGGAAGUUGGUUGUAUUCAUCAAAAAGUGCCUUCUUUGUAAAGUGGGUGAAGACCUUUGUCGUGGAUCUGUGCCUGCCUUAUUGUCGCCAGACCGUCACCUUGACAUGGACAUGUUGGCUUUAGCUGAUGCUGUUUUGCAUGCCGUGCAUCUGGGGUUGUUGAAGACAUUUUCUGUACAUGGGAAGCCUUCCUGCUUUGGAGGAGAUGAAGUUCAGCCUGGAUGUGGACGAAGUUCUGAUCCAGCUCAUGUGGUCCUUAGAGCAGCAAGCUUAGUUACAAUAAAAUCCUUAGAAAUCAAGUUCCGAAAUUGUACCUCAGCAAAUGAGAUGAAAGUUGAUUUGCACAGGUUCAUGUCUGAGUUACUGACCUUCUUAAAGCCUCACCUUCAGUCCUCUCUGCAUUUCCACAAUCCGUGUGAAUGGCUGUCCAAGGUCUUCAUAGAACAAGACGAUGACAUGCUGGAGGCUGCCAAAGCAUUGCUAAGCAUCUACCUGAAGCUGACCAGACAGUGUGAAGCUACUGAAAGCUUGACCCAAGAAAAAGAAACGUGGAUCCAUCACACACAUGAAAAUGGUUAUAAUCCUCACUGUAUUUUCUUGUUCUUCUUAGAGAAUAUAGGAUUUGAUUCUACAGUUCUUCUUGACUUUUUGAUUUCAUCAGAAACCUGUUUUCUAGAAUAUUUUGUUAGAUAUUUAAAAUUAUUGCAAGAAGAUUGGGAUCAUUUUUUCAGCAUUUGCAAGUUCUUUGAUGCAACUGAAUCUCAGUGUGGCACAGAUAUUUGUGGUUGUGUCCCCUUACUUGUUCAAGACAAAAACACUAACCAGACAACCCCUCACUGUCUGACUGCUUCUGAAAGUCACAAGAAUGCUUACCCUUGGGUUUCCUGGGCUCCUGGUGAUUCUCCUGAACCACUGACCCAGGUUGCUAUGGCCACAGAGACCCACCUGGUGAGGGAUCAUAGUCUGCCUUCUGCUGUGGCUUCUCAAAGCCUAGUGGCUUAUGACAGCUCUGAUGAUUCUGAAGCGGACUCCAUAGACCAGUGUUUAGCAAACCGAGACCAGACACCUUUGCACCAAGAAGCAACUAAGAAAAUUCAAGACUCCGCUGGGACAAGUAGGGAUAAAAAUGAACUUAGCCUAGAGCCUCAGUCAAGGCCUCUGGUUCUAAAAGAAUCUAAUACCCCCUUUUCUAUUGAUUGUGAAAUAGUCCCAGAUAGUAGUCUCUCAGAACUAGGAAUAUUCUACAGAACAGUACAAUGUUUUGAAGAACUACAAGGUGCCAUUUACCGUUUGCAAAAGAAAAAUCUCUUCCCAUAUAAUGCAACUGCACUUCUAAAAUUGUUAAAACGUAUAGAGGCAAUAUGUAAUAAAGUAUGAAACCUUUGUA
Molecule: messenger RNA, 2641 nt
Organism: Castor canadensis (American beaver)
Lineage: Eukaryota; Metazoa; Chordata; Mammalia; Rodentia; Castoridae
Source: RefSeq, a predicted model, not a curated record